This is a messenger RNA of Falco peregrinus (peregrine falcon), 3947 nucleotides long. Its product is annotated as mucosa-associated lymphoid tissue lymphoma translocation protein 1-like. Gene Ontology annotation, biological process: proteolysis. Gene Ontology annotation, molecular function: cysteine-type endopeptidase activity. The record is from RefSeq and is a predicted model, not a curated record. Lineage: Eukaryota; Metazoa; Chordata; Aves; Falconiformes; Falconidae. The transcript is spliced from 13 exons.
AGACUUCGUUUAUUGUCUCUUACAGUCACCUUUUAUGCCUUGUUAUAAUUAGCUCAUACAUAUUACAAAAGUUAAGCUCAUUAUUGGUUAGUUGCCUAAAUACCAAGCCCGCCCCUAGUUUCUCUUCUGUAGUUUUCUGUUCCCACCUGCAACAUUCUUUUCCCACCGCGAUCUUCCUGUUAUUAGUAACAAGGACAGCCAAAGACAGUGUAUUUUGCUUUACUUCAGAUAAGCUGAGAGCGAUGUGCAUUUUUGUCCAGCCAGCUGGACUAUGUCUAUGUGACCUCAGUCAGUCCUUCAGUAGCCAUUCUUCUUUGUACUUGCUCUUUUCUCUGGACCGUUUAUAAUCCUACAGGCAGGAAUAAAUAAUGCAAAGAGGCCUUACAUUUGUUUUUUUUACUUCUGGGAUAUAUUUAAUGUCCAUUGCUUUUUGCUUUUCAGCUGAAGAACUGGAAAGCUGUAGCUAUUCAUUUUUAGCUUACUCUUAAAAGACAAGUAACUUAAUCUCAUUGCUAUUAAAACAGUCUUGUAGUUCCAGGAAGAUGUGGCCAUAUGUCAUCAAUUCUUAUUAAUCUAUAUGUGAUUAGAUUGUCUCACCCUUCCUUUUUUCUUCCACUUUUGUUUUUUGAUAAAGGGAGCUUAGUUGGUUUCCCUAAAAAUAAGUUGCACAUUUGUGUUCAGCCUCAGCCACAAAACCUGACAGUGGGAGAUGCUUUGGUACUAGAAUGUGGAGCUGUUGGAAACCCAAUUCCUCGUUACCAGUGGUUCAGGAAUGGAUUUCCCUUGGCAAAUGGGAGCAAAAAUGUCUACAUGGUAAGUUACUGCAAAGUGGCAGCCUUGGGGGAGCUAAUAAUGGAACAUCAAGGGACGUAUUGGUGUCAUGUAUUCAAUGACCAGGAAGAUCAAGACAGCAAGAAGAUAGAAGUUGUAAUAGGAAGGAAAGCUAUGGCAGUGGAGUGCACAGAAGAAGGUCUAACUGAUCUUCAAAGACCAGCAGACUUACAAGAACAAUCAAAUCACAGAUCUGUUGCAACAGAUAAGGUAGCUCUGUUAAUAGGAAAUAUGAGCUACUGGAAUCACCAACUCAAGGCUCCAAUGGUUGAUGUCUAUGAAUUGACCAAUUUGCUAAGACAGCUGGAUUUCAAUGUUGUUUCUUUGCUGGAUCUUACUGAGUCUGAGAUGCGAAAUGCAGUGGAUGAAUUUUUACUUCUCCUGGACAAAGGAGUAUAUGGUUUGUUAUAUUAUGCUGGCCAUGGCUACGAAAACUAUGGAAACAGUUUUAUGGUUCCUAUUGAUGCUCCAAAUCCCUACCGAUCUGCCAACUGUCUGUGCGUGCAGAACAUCCUCAAACUAAUGCAGGAAAAAGAGACUGGACUUAAUAUAUUCCUACUGGAUAUGUGUCGGAAAAGAAAUGAAUAUGAUGACACAAUUCUUAUCUUAGAUGCUCUGAAGGUUACGGCCAACAUCGUUUUUGGAUAUGCAACGUGCCAAGGAGCAGAAGCUUUUGAAAUUCAGCAGUUGGGGUUGGCCAAUGGAAUCUUCAUGAAGUUCUUGAAGGACUGUUUGUUAGAAGACAAGAAGAUUACUGUACUGCUUGAUGAGGUUGCAGAAGAUAUGGGCAAAUGUCACCUUACCAAAGGCAAGCAAGCUUUGGAGAUCCGCAGCAGUUUGUCUGAGAAAAGGGCAUUAACUGAUCCCAUUCAACAAACGACAGCUUCUGCAGAGUCUCUGGCCCGGAACCUACAGUGGGCUAAAGCUCAUGAGCUUCCAGAAAGUAUGUAUCUUGAAUUCAAAUGUGGUGUUCAGAUUCAGUUGGGGUUUGCAGCCGAGUUUUCAAAUGUCAUGAUAAUCUACACACCAAUACUAAAGAAGCCACCUGAAAUAGUAGUUUGCAGAGCCUACGUUACAGACUUCGCACUUUUAAGUGACCUGGAUGUGGAUCCUAAAGAGGCCAAUAAAGGAACUCCUGAGGAAACUGGAAGCUAUUUAGUAUCAAAGGACCUUCCCAAACACUGCCUCUACACUAGGCUAAGUUCACUGCAAAAACUAAGGGAACACUUGAUCUUUACUGUUUACUUGCACUAUGAGUAUCCAGGAAUAGAAGAUACAAUGGAUGAAAGGAAGUAAGUUAAUGUUGAGAAGCCCCUUAUUGCUAAAUUAGGCCUUCAUCAUGGAUUCAGAAAUAAUAACUAUUUCCAGACCUGUUGCACGGCUAAUGAUUCUUUUCAUGUAGACUCAAGUCCAUUGACAACUAAAUACUACAUCCCUAGUCAUCACCAAACAACUUCCUGUCCAAGCAUUUACCAUCCUAACCAUAUUUGCUCAGACAGCAUCAGACAACCAGAAGCAUGUUCUUGCAAUAGGAGUUCAAGGAUAUUGGCUUCAAGACAUGAAGUACAGAAUUACUCAAGCCCUGUGGAAAAGAGCAAUGUACCAGUAGAGACCACUGAUGAUACUGUUGAACUGGAAUUCCUUCUGUCUGACAACCUCAGAUUCUCUAAACAGCCAUAGCUGUGAUUUGUACAGAAUAGACAAGAGUAUCAUCCUUGAGUAGCAAACCCUCCACACUGCUUAUCCAUCCUCUGGAGUUUGGGGGCUUCAGGACAAAGGGAUUGAAGAGUCUAGAGGUGGUACUGGAAAUGAGGUUGUGAUGAAAAUUUUCAGAUCCAAAGAGACAGAACUGGACUGACAGAUUUAGGAACAAAAAAGGCAUGAUUGGUUGGUUUUUUCCUCCUACCAUUUGACAUUUGAAAUGGGAAAAACCUGAACUCUGAUCAGAGUGUUCUGUUCCACUCUCUGGCAGUCAAGCAGCUAACACAUGGAAGUAGUCAUGCAUUUCUGGGAGGAAGCUGCCUAUCUCCAUUAGGGCGUGAAUGCAUGAAAGCCUGGCUGUGGUGUCAGAGCUUCUCUUGAAAUAGUAAAGCCUUGGAUCUUCCCAGCUACUUCUCUAGUACCUAUGGGAGUUGCAAGAUUUCCUGUAAAUGCAUUUUUCAUACAUCUUCUGUUUUCAGAGAGAAAUUGUUCAUCCUAUACAAAACCAAGAUAAACAUGCAUAGCUGUCAGAGGAAAAAAUGUUGACAGAAUUAAGCAAGAAGAUGAAUUUCCACGUCCUCUAUGAUUUAACAUGAUUUUAAAAAAAUCCAUUAGCCCCAUAUCUUUCUCUUUUCCAUCUUUCAGUUUCAGUUGUUCAAUAUCCAGGGAUUUCUUUUUACAUACUACAUUAAAAUAAGGUUUUAUGUGUUUAUAUAUAUAUUGUAACAGCCUCCUAUUGAGUACGUAAGAUGGCACAUAAUGUAAAUUAACUGAGCAGAGAGGGAGCUUUUACAGAAGUGAAGACGCCAUGGUUUAAUAUUCCAGUGCUUCUUCAAGCUUCACUUUCUUUCCCUCCUCAUGUAUGCAUUGGGAUCAGUCACUGAUAUUCCAGUCCCUUGGAUGUAGCUAAUUAUCAGCUUUGACUGCAUUCUCUCUCAUGGUCAGAUGUUCAGUGUCUGGCAUCAACUGACAGAUGGAUGAAGAGCUGUGCAAGGAAAACAAAACCUGAACUGAGCUAGUAAACUAAUGUUAUCCAUUUUUUGGUUUUUUUGUUUUGUUUUUUUUAAGAGAACUACAAAUCAUCAAGAGGGAGUGUGGAUAACUGGCUAGCUGAAAAGGGUCACAUAGACAUAGUCCAGCUGGCUGGACAAAAAUGCACAUCGCUCUCAGCUUAUCUGAAGUAAAGCAAAAUACACUGUCUUUGGCUGUCCUUGUUACUAAUAACAGGAAGAUCGCGGUGGGAAAAGAAUGUUGCAGGUGGGAACAGAAAACUACAGAAGAGAAACUAGGGGCGGGCUUGGUAUUUAGGCAACUAACCAAUAAUGAGCUUAACUUUUGUAAUAUGUAUGAGCUAAUUAUAAGAAGGCAUAAAAGGUGACUGUAAGGGACAAUAAACGAAGUCUGCUGAUCACUCA